AGUUACCAAAUCACCAAGUCAUAAUUAUGGAUAUACCCCGCGAAUUACUACAAUUUAAUUUCUUAAAUUGAAAAUUUAAACAUAACCUCAACCACACUGCAAACCUUGUGCCGAACUCUUAAAUGAAGACCUCAAAGCACAUUUUUAUUUUCAUGAAUUUGUACGAUGUAGCCUAUGUUGGCAAACAUGUAUUCCCCAUCCAAAGACUUGCUUUACCGCCACUUGAAGGAGAUUUGUUCCUUGUCUCUGUUUCCAGUCGGUAACAUUAUUAUCCUGGUGUGCAUCUCUGAAGCAAGCAGCACAGUAACCGCUAAACAUGGCUACUGUUUUCCCAACCAGACCUUGCGAUAGCAACCCUGCAACCCCGGGAGCUCAGUCUGUAAAGGAUGACAUCGAGGAAGUGUCCAAUGAUGGCAGUCAAGCUCCAAAAAGACAGCGCAUGGGUUCAGGUGACAGUUCCAGAAGUUGCGAUACCUUCAGUCAGGAACUUGGGCCCACAUACUUCUCAGCAGAAAAUCUGACCGAGUACAGGUGGCCGUCAGACGGUAGUGGGGAGUACUAUAUGUUACAAGAACAAGUCAGUGAAUAUCUGGGAGUCACUUCAUUCAAGCGAAAAUAUCCAGAUUUGGAAAGGAGAGACCUCUCCCACAAGGAGAAGCUAUAUCUGAGGGAGCAAAAUGUCAUCACAGAGACACAGUGCACAUUGGGCUUGACUGCUUUACGAAGUGAUGAAGUGAUUGAUUUGAUGAUGAAGGAGUACCCAGGAAAACAUGCUGAGUAUUCUGUAAUCCUCCAAGAGAGGGAGCGCCAGAGGAUAACAGAAGAGUACUCUAAAAUGCAGCAACAAAGGCCUCAGAAGGUUGAAGCCAGUAAAGUGCCAGAGUACAUACAGAAAGCUGCCAAGAAAGCUGCUGAGUUCAACAGUAACUUCAACAGGGAAAGGAUGGAAGAGAGAAGGGCCUAUUUUGACCUUCAGACACAUAUUAUCCAAGUACCCCAAGGGAGGUAUAAAGUCCUUCCUCCAGAGAGAACCAAGACUGGACCCUAUCCAGUGGCCCUCAUCCCUGGACAGUUCCAGGACUACUACAAAAGGUACUCUCCCAACGAGCUGCGCUACUUGCCCCUGAACACAGCCCUGUUCGAGCCCCCCCUGGACCCAGAGCUGCCUGCCCUGGACAGUGAUGGGGACUCGGACCAUGCAGAUGACAUCAAGGGAGAAGAGGGCAAGAAAAAUUCGGACAGCUCAUCUGGAAACACCUCAGAUGGGGACAGUCAGGACAGUGGAGUGCAGUCAAAGGGCAAGGCCAAGGACAGGACUGCCACCCCACGCCCCAACCAACACAAAUCUGUCCCUGGGUACAAGCCUAAGGUCAUGCCCAAUGCUAUUUGUGGCAUUUGCCAGAAGGGUAAGGAGUCCAACAAGGAAGGAAAGCCAGAAGCUCUCAUUCACUGCACACAGUGCAAGAACAGUGCUCACCCAUCGUGCUUGGACAUGGGUGAGGAGCUGGUGGGUCUGAUUAAGACCUACCCGUGGCAGUGCAUGGAGUGUAAGACGUGCACGGUGUGUAAGCAUCCCCACCAUGAGGAGGAGAUGAUGUUCUGUGACACGUGUGACCGGGGCUUCCACUCCUUCUGUGUGGGCCUGGACUCCAUCCCUCUAGGUUGCUGGGUUUGUGAGUGUUGCAACAAGGAGUCCUCAACCCCCAAGAAGAAAAGAGGAAGAAAAAAAAAAUCUCAAGUCUAAAUCUGCACAUAAAAGGAUGUGAUCAAAUCAAUAAGCUAACUGUUUUGAUACUUUUUGUACUUUAGAUUGUGUUAAGAUUAAGUUAAGAUUAAGUCCUGUGUAUAUCUAUGGAUUUACUUUGUCUUAACUAUAUUUGAAAUGUUAUUGCCACUGAAGUAAAACAUUUUUUGACAGUAAAUGUUUUUUAAAAUGAUAUAACCCAUGCCUGCCCUGAAGUUGUAUUAAAACACAGAUGAUGUCCCUAAAA
Oncorhynchus masou masou (cherry salmon) is the source of this 1991-nucleotide messenger RNA. RefSeq names its product PHD finger protein 10-like. The transcript is spliced from 12 exons. The record is from RefSeq and is a predicted model, not a curated record. Lineage: Eukaryota; Metazoa; Chordata; Actinopteri; Salmoniformes; Salmonidae. Gene Ontology annotation, cellular component: npBAF complex. The coding region runs from base 317 to 1744 and encodes 475 amino acids.